Pantherophis guttatus is the source of this 4304-nucleotide messenger RNA. It is a transcript of the gene PRELID2, whose product is annotated as PRELI domain containing 2. Gene Ontology annotation, cellular component: mitochondrial intermembrane space. Lineage: Eukaryota; Metazoa; Chordata; Lepidosauria; Squamata; Colubridae. The record is from RefSeq and is a predicted model, not a curated record.
UGACCUUAUAGGACGGGGUUGUUCUGCAAGCGAUGCCGCCGCCCGUCAUAAAAGUUUUACGUAGUUCAGCGGGCGAGGGCUGGCGCCUGGUGGAGGGAAGGGGCCUAGCCAGGGCGGCCGGCUGGCUGGUCUGCCAAAAACGCCGCCUGAGUUUGCAGGAAGGGGCCGCGUCGGCGUCGGCUCCGUGCCCAGCAUGGGGGUGACGGUGGAGGCCCAGAGAGUUUAUAAAUAUCCCUUCGAGCAAGUGGUGGCCAGCUAUCUCCGCAAGUAUCCCAGUCCCAUGGAGAAAAAUGUUAUUGCUGUAAAAACAGUAGAAGAGAAAACAGACUUGUCUACAGGAGUCAUAUAUCGGAGAAGGAUUGCAACAUGCCAAAAUGUAAUUCCACACAUUUUAAGAAAGAUUAGUAUCCUGAAAGUAUCAGAAGUCUACUUAGAAGAGGAGUCGUGGCUUAAUAUGCAAGAUAGAAUUAUGUCUAUGAAGACUCACUGUCUUACGUGGACAGAGUAUGCCACCCUAAAUGAAGAAUCGGUCUUCAGAGAAAGCUCUGAAAAUCGAAAUUGGACAGAAUUUGUUCAGAAAGGAAAUAUAACAGUAAAAGGGACUGGCUUGCUGAAUUGCUUACUGGAAAUUUUUGCACAAUCCUUUUUAAAUCAAGGAGUCAGAAGGAGUAUUUCAAUCAUGGAGAGGCUUCUGCAAGACCAGUUUGGAGGGCCUGUUUUAUAAUGAAAAAUCUUUCCCCCUGCAAGUUCAGGAUCCACUUUUUUCAGAUCAGCUGGGUGUUGUUCCAUUGGUUGUGACAUAAAUUGACCGACCAGACUGACAUCAUGGGCUGAGAAAGAGAUUGGCACCCAGAUGGCUUUGAUGCAUAAGGCGGGAUUAAAACUCACAGUCUGCUGGGUUCUAGCCUGGCGCUUAACCACUACACCAAACUGAUUCUCCAACAAUUGUAUUGCAUCCUAGAAAAAAUCAUUGUACAACUCAGUAAGACACUUUGGACCAGCUUAUGUGACAUAUGUUAAACUUCAAGGGAAGAAUAUUAGAAUUGUUUUUAGUGACCAUUUUGUACUUUGUAAUUUGAAAGGGUCCUUUGCCCCGCCCCCAUCUUUCACAUUUUUACUGUACCAAAUUCUUUUGACAGCAAGCCUCAUUGUGACAUCCAAUUUCUGGGAUUAUUAUUUGUUUGUAAAAUCUACUCCUGUUUACCAUCUAAAAUCAGAUCCCCAGAUUAGUAAAGAGGAAUUUUGUGAUACUUAUUGUGAACAUCGCUAAAUGUCUAUGGAGAUUCUCAGUCAUCCAGAUCAUGGUUGUCCCAAAGGUGCUUUUUGAAGAGGCAACUGGACUUUCUGGUUUUUCUUUGAAGACGUAUCACUUCUUAUUCAAGAAGAAGUAAAUUCACUUCUUGAACAUAUCAGGUUUUUUUCUUUUAAAAAAAUAUCUUUAACUGAACUCAUCUGUGUUCUACUAAAGAGAAUAAACAUUUCUUGUCUGGGCAAUAGUCACCAUUUUCACAGUUGAAAACAACACAUUUAUUUUCUAUUCUGGCAUUAUUUAGAACAAUUGACAGUACAAAUCAUAUUUAGCAACAAUCUAAUUUAAAGCUACAUUUCUGAACUAUUAUACCUUUAAAAUCUUCCCCAAUUGAGUUACUAACCUUUUGCAUUAAAAGUAUUCAAUAAAUCUUCCUCUUUAAAAAUACACUUGAUUUCUGACACUUUUCUGAUGUAUCUAUCUCUCUUUCUCCAUUUAAUAUUUCAUGGGAGAAAAACAUUGAUAUUAUUUUUCAAAAUGUGGCUUUCCAAAUUCAGCUGCAUGUACAGUAAUGUAUUUCUCUCUCAAUUACUGCUUGCUAAAUUCAGUUUUGGUUGAUGUGGAAUGGGCUCAGCUAAUGGAUUUUGGACACCUGAAUCUGCUCCCACAUUCAACCAUGAUAAUUCUUGGAAUGUGCCUCUGAAUUCUUCUCUGCUCUUUUCCCAAACAGCAAUGAUCAUAAGACACUUUUCCAUAGAGGCAUCUACAGUAAUGGCCACUUGUUUCAAAAUGGCAGGCACAACUAGGGAAUUUGUGCCUCUUUCCACUUUUUAAAAUUUGUCCCUUGCACCUCAUGCAUAUAAAAGAAACAGUUUCUCUGUGUGAAAGUCAAGCUUAGAAACUGGUAAUGAAUCAGGAGAGAAGAGAAGAAUCUUCUCUUCAAAAUCAGAGACACUCUCUGAUCUGAUUGGAAAAUUCAUCUAUGGCUCUUAAUACCCUUUUCCAAAGACCAGACACUGCAGCCCGAGUUAACUUCAUUACUUUUUGAAAACACCUGCCAUUGUUUCUUUUUUGAGCUUAGCGUCUGAAAUGACAUUGUUUUCUAAAUUGUCAGAACAGAUGGUGAAAAAAUAUUAGGAAAAUUAGCCAAAUCCAUUAAUACCAUACAGAUGUCUUUGUUCUAUUAUGAUGUAUUUUUGUAAAAACUAGAAGACAUUGAACAAAAGGUGUUGGGUUUUUUUUAUGUUUCCCUUUAAAGCUGAAAAACACUUUAAAUACUUUAUGAGACUUCUCAAACUUGGCAUGGUUUUACAUGUCAGGAAUCUUUGAUUUGGACACUUAUAGGCCGUACUCAAUGGAUACACAAAAGACUUUUUCCUAUAAGAAUGGCCUUCUAUUGUAGCAUAUUUUAUUAUAGUGGCAUAAUAUGAGCUAGUGCCUUUCAUUUAUUAUUAUUAUUUUAUUUAUUAAGGCAACAGAGUAAGAACCAUUAUCUCAAAUUUGUUUCUUCUGAAUCGGACACAUCCAACUCAGCUAUGGAUUCCAGCAGUGACCUGUCCAAUGUUUAUAAAUCAGUGUCUAUAUCUUUACUGUUCAAUCCUUACAAAAUGAUUGUUAGAACCUGUCUCCUCUUUUUUCAUUCCUUACUGCCCACUUGAGUUUAUCUUGUCCAACUUAGCAGCAUUCCUGCAAAUUUGCAUUUCAGACAUUAGUCUCUUCAUAUAACUGGCCUCACAGGCAAUCAAUUGAUAUUCAGAAGACUACUUGUGUUAUUAUUCUUAGCAAUUAAUGGUCCAAAUGAAGGAAAACCUCAUUCUACCAGUAAAGAUGGAAGAUUGCAUUUCAGGACAAAAAAAAAGGAUGUGGAUAUUGUAUCUAUGUAUGGAUACUGGAUAGAGGAGCAUUUUUUUGCAUCAUCAUGAAAGAUAAGCUAUUUCCAAAAUAUGUCCUUAAAUACACACUUAAGAGAUAAUAAAAUGAUGUUCAUAGUCUUCUGUCUGUCUCUGUAUACAGUGAAAGAUUUGCAACACAGUAUAUAUCCACAGCAUCCUGAUCUAUCUUAUUUAUCCCAUCUCUAUUUUUGUAGUUGUUUUUGAGGAUGGCCGACCGUAACUUUAAAAUACACCAAAAGAAAUGAGGUUUAUCAUUGUUAAUACAAGACAGGUUCAUUUUCAACUCAAUGGUAUCAUAUAGAAUGGGUUUUUCAUCCAGGUAAGUAUAUUAAGGAUUACAGCCAGAUAUAUCAUAGAAGACUUUAUGCCAAUCUCACAAAACCAACUAAAAUUGAUUUUGAAGAAUAGAGAUGGUUAAUAUAGCCAUGGUUUGAUUAAAAGAUCAAAGCAACUGGAUCUUGGGAAAGCUUUCAUUAUCCUUUAAAACAGUUUUUUUUAUUUCUUAGGUUAUUUCUUGCUUCUUUUCAAAUCCUGUUAGGAAUUAUAUUCUUAGGUGUGUGUAUGUGUGUGGGUCGAUUAAGAGUUUUAGAACACUGCUGUGUGGAAACAAUUCUAAUAAUAGCUAACCUGAUAAGUGAACAAAAUACAUAAAGAGAACAUUUUUAUUGAUCAACUUUUGUUCCACAGUGUGUGCGAGACUUUUUAUAGUUCCCAGUUUGGUUUCUGCAGAACUGGAAAGCUGGCCUGGGGAAAAGAUGGUUCAAAACAACCAAGCAUGAGGAGGUCAGUCUAAGACAGAUGGUGCUCACCCCCGCAUACUCAGUUGAGUACAAAAAGUUAAUGCCUUUUCUUUGGAGCAAAUUUGGCAAACACCAACAUGGAUGUGGCUGGUUUGGAACAGUCAUUAUGGGUCUUCUCACAAACAUCGUUAUAAGCAAUGCUGGGUCCUUCAAAAAUCUGACAUAUCUGCAUAGUGUUAUUAUUUUCAGAACCAAUGUAGGAUAAUAGUUGAAGUCUUGACCUAGUUUAUUUUAUUUAUUUAUUUCAUGUAUUUAUAUGCCGCCCUUCUCCAGAAGGACUCAGGGCGGCGAACACAAGUUAAAAACAUGUACAACAAAAUCCCAUUUUAAACCAAAUUAACUAAUAAAUAAUAAAACCCAGAA